CCUGCCGCUUCGGCCUGCUCGCCAGCCUGCUCUCGCUGAUGCUGGCCGCCGCGCACGCCUGGCGCGCGCUCUUCUUCCUCUGCAAGGGACUCGAGGGUUCCUUCUUCUACGCCUUCCUGAACCUCCUGGUCAGCGCCUUCGUGGUCUUCCUCGUCUUCAUCGCCAGCACCAUCGUGAGCGUGGGCUUCAGCAUGUGGUGUGUCGCCAUCACAGAGAAGGGCACCCUGGCCCGCUUCGGCCUCUGGGCCUCGUGGCUGGCCUGGCUGGCCAUCACCACUCUGGCCUUCCUGCGAGUGUACCACAGCCACCGCCAGGAGGACCUGCUGGACAGCCUGACCCACGAGAAGGAGCUGCUGCUGGCCCGACCCGGCGCCCGCGCCUCCUUCCAGGAGGAGAAGAGCGCCGUCAUUUAGGUGUGGCCGUGGGCGGCCAGGAGCCCAGUCCCGGGCCCAGCUCAGGCCCAGCCCCACCCCUAGCCCCAGUCUGGUGCAUAGGCCCGCUGUCCCUGCCUGGCCGCCAGCUGCCUGCAUGUGCCCCCUUGGCUCUGUGUGCCAGCUGGGUGGCUGUGGCCGAGACUGGGAGGGACACCUCUGGUGUGCAAGGCCCAUGCUGUCCCCAGGGGCACUUAGCCGUCUAGACCCAAGGGCCCAAGGGUGGGAGGAGCUCAAGGUCGUCCCCAGCCUCUGUCCCCUGGGCUGCCCCUUCCCCAGCUGUACCCCCACCAGGUGGCCAACCCUGGUCUCGGGCAGUGGUAUGGGCCUGGCAUGGGGGUAGCCGGGUGCCCCCAGCAGCAGUCCUCCCCUCGGGCUGCAGGACUUGCCUGGGGGAACCCUGUCAAGCCCAGUCAGAGGAGCCCCGAGGCCCUCACGUCUGACUCACUGCUCUGGGCUUGGCCUGUCCCUGGCAGGACCAGUGAGGGGGAGGGGAGAUUGCCACCCGCAGGAUGGGCUGGCCACCGCAGGUGCCUGUGCAUGUGUCACACCUACAGGAGGUCAUGGCUGCAUGUGGGUGUGCACGUGAGGGUGUAAAUGUGUGCACCUCUGCGGGAAUGCACGUGUGCAUGUGCGAGAUGAGGGCGUGUGUGCAGAAGGGUGUGCGUGCGAGUGUGGGAGUGAGCUUGCGAGCGUGUGCCUGACGGGAAGCGGGAGCACGGAGGACCCCGUGUGCCCAGUGUCCCAGGCCCCACAAGGAGGCUGCUGUGUCGGUAGCAGACUGCCCUCAGCUCAUGCCUUGGCUCAGUGCGUGGGGGCGGGGGCUGGGGGCUCGCCCUCGGAGAGCCCAGGUGUGUCUCGCCUUGGGUUCCCCCCGCAGCCUCACAGCACGCUGCUCCCGGCCCUUGCUGGGCAGGCACCGCACCUCCCACCCCACGGCUUCCCAGCCCAUUCUCUCUGUGGCGCCCCCAGGCAGGUGGCCCCCCUCCCCACAGAGGCCGCUCCCCCAGGCAGGCUGCCCGCCUCCUGGUCCCUGUGGCCCUCUCCUGAGCUGGGUCUCCUGGGCCAGUGUGAGCUCCGCAGAGCAGGGCCUGGGCCUGGGCCUGGGCUGAGGGGCCGGGUGUGGUGGUCAGCCUGGGUCCCAGGAAGCAAGGCCAAGUCCAGGGGGCGAGGGUCCUGACUCUGGGGAUCUGGUCCAGGCCAGGCUGAGGGCACGUGCAGGGCAGCCAGUCCUCAGGUCCCGGAGUUGUCUGGAAUCCCCUCCUGGCCCUCUUGCCAGCCCUGACCGACCGGAUGGGCCCCUCCCACCUGACAGCUCCUGUCUGUCUUCCCAGCAGGAGGUGGGAUGGCCCCUGCCUGGCCCUGGCCCUGGCCCUGGCCCUGGCCCUGGCCCUCGCCCUCCGUUUAUGCCCACCCUAGGCUGUGACCAUCUGGAACCCAGGAGGCACAGGGGCUGGGCACAGCUCUCAGGAGCUCAAAGGUUGGCCCAGGUUUGGGUCUGCCCUUGGCAGCAGCUGCUGCUGGACCCCGGGAGUGGUCUGGGACAGGCCCUGGGCAGGGCUGGCAGAGGCCCGCCUCCAUGUGGAUACCUGGCUGCCACUGUGCAGGGACCCUGGGCGUGUGGGUGGAGCUGCUGGCCCUGGCUGUCCCAGAGCGACCACGAGAGCCCCAUGGUGCCCUGGCUUGUCCCUGCUCUGAGAAGGGGUGUCCUCGUCCCAGUCCUGCGUCUGGCUAGCCCGGCAGCGAGGGUCCGUAAAUUAACAUGUACAUGUUUAUUUCUCAAAGUCAAUAAACACGGGACUCCAGAUCUCCA
Molecule: messenger RNA, 2244 nt
Organism: Tupaia belangeri chinensis (Chinese tree shrew)
Lineage: Eukaryota; Metazoa; Chordata; Mammalia; Scandentia; Tupaiidae
Gene: TMEM179
Product: transmembrane protein 179
Source: RefSeq, a predicted model, not a curated record